This is a messenger RNA of Malassezia japonica, 447 nucleotides long. RefSeq lists its product as uncharacterized. Gene Ontology annotation, cellular component: cytosol; nucleus. Gene Ontology annotation, molecular function: DNA binding. Bases 1 to 447 code for a protein of 148 amino acids. The transcript has 4 exons. NCBI's taxonomy places the organism in Eukaryota, Fungi, Basidiomycota, Malasseziomycetes, Malasseziales, Malasseziaceae. The record is from RefSeq and is a predicted model, not a curated record.
AUGAGCGACCCCGAGCUGGAGGCAAUUAGGCGUGCGCGUAUGGCUGAGCUACGGGGCAGUGCCGGGGGCGGUCCCACUGCAGGUGGUGGUGUUCCUGGUGGACUCCCCGCUGGCCUUGGCGCCUCGGGCGGUGCCGAUGGAGAGCGCGAGGAGAAGCUGGCACAGCAGGAAGAGAUGAAGCGCCAGAUGCUGAGCCAGAUCCUCGAUAGCGACGCGCGCGAGCGGUUGUCGCGCAUUGCGCUGGUCAAGCCGCAAAAGUCGAACGCCGUCUCGGAUAUUUUGCUGCAGAUGGCGCGCAGUGGCCAAGUGCGGCAGCGUGUCACCGAGGACCAGCUGAUUGCGCUCCUCGACCAGAUCGACCAGGCGAAUCCUGCGCAAGAGACCGGAAAGAUUACGGUCGCGCGGAAAAAGAAGAUGGACAGCGACGACGAGGACUGGGACAUUUAG